Molecule: messenger RNA, 240 nt
Organism: Diabrotica balteata
Lineage: Eukaryota; Metazoa; Arthropoda; Insecta; Coleoptera; Chrysomelidae
Source: the annotation of a GenBank genome assembly
AUGGAUAAUAUACUACCUCUAUUGUUGUUUGAUAAUGAACAAGAAAUGAUUCUUGGUGCUGUUAAUGCUGUGCUGGACUUGGCAGAACCAUUGGAUGAUGUAUUUCCACUAGAAAGAAAUAAUGUCACCAGAAAUAUGAAUUAUGUUGAAAAUAUUGUUCCUCAAUACACCGAUUUACAAUUUCGUGAGCAUUUUCGUAUGUCUCGGGUCACCUUUGAGGUAAGAUUUAAGAGUAAAUAA